Molecule: messenger RNA, 1559 nt
Organism: Paramisgurnus dabryanus
Lineage: Eukaryota; Metazoa; Chordata; Actinopteri; Cypriniformes; Cobitidae
Gene: atp6ap2
Product: ATPase H+ transporting accessory protein 2
Biological process (GO): positive regulation of Wnt signaling pathway
Cellular component (GO): external side of plasma membrane; membrane
Molecular function (GO): signaling receptor activity
Source: RefSeq, a predicted model, not a curated record
CAUGACGCAGAACGUCCGCGUCAGCCUGCUGUCAUGUGACCUGUGUAGCGAGGAAGCGCAGUCCAUCAGAAAAUCUUCCCAGGAUGAAUCGAUCAAUUUUCAGCUCAGUAUUUGCGCUUUUAGGCGUUUUAUCAGGUGUGUUGGGGGACAGUUUGACAGUUCUCCGGAGUCCGCCGUAUGUGAACUUUCGGGAUGGACAGUGGCCCAUAUCUGGCGAGAAGAUCCCUGAUUUGGUUGCUCUGACCAUGGGCUUCUCUGUUCCUGAGGAACUCGGUUGGCCAGGUCUCUCCGCCGGCUCUUUGUUCGAGCGCCCUCGUGCCAACGCUCUGAUCGUCGUUCGUGGCACGGAGAGUCUCGACCUGCCAAAAAACAUUACAUCUUACCCCCUUGAAAAUCCGGUGCCGUUCACUCUAGACAGUGUGGCAAACACCGUGCACACUCUUUUUGCGGACAGCACCCCUGUGGUCCUGCAACUCGCUCCCAGCGAGGAGAGGCUGUAUAUGAUGGGAAUGGCCAACACGGUGUUCGAAGAUCUGCCCGUGACCCUGCAGCAGAUUCGAGGACGUCUGUCUCAGGACGGAUCUGUGCUCACCUCGCUCCCUCUUGUGUCUCUCAGCCGCAACAACGAGGCCGAUCUUCUCUUCCUUUCUGAGGUUCAAGUGCUGUAUGACAUCUCCGCUUUGUUACAGAAACACAAGCACCUGGCUAAAGACCCGGCUCCUGAUCUCUACUCCCUGGAGUUAGCAGGAUUAGAGGAGAUUACUCGUCGCUACGGCAACGACUCACCACAGUUCCUGGAUGCAACUAGGAUCCUGACGUCCGCCUUGCAGAAGUUUGCGAAUGAUGUCUCCAGCGUCUAUGCCAACAAUGCAGUUGUCGAAGUAGUCACCGUGAAGACGUUUGAAGUUCCUCUUACCAGAAAGUCUCGAUCCAUCCUUGAGUCCAAGCAGAUCAGUAACCCAGAAAGCCCCUACAAUCUGGCUUACAAGUACAACUACGACUACGCUGUGAUCUUCAACAUCAUCCUCUGGCUGAUGAUCAUUUUAGCUCUGUCUGUCAUUGCCGUUUCAUACAACCUCUGGAACAUGGAUCCCGGAUACGAUAGCAUCAUCUACAGAAUGACCAAUCAGAAGAUCCGUAUGGACUGAGCCCUGUCUCCCAUUCCAGCUUUGUGUUGUGUAUCUGAGUAUGUGUGUGUUUUAUUUUUGUGUAUUGAAACUUGAUGUAUGGGCACCACUGAAUUGCUUAUUGUAUGAAAUGUUCGGACAUUACAAAAUCACAGAGACACAUGGGUAAAGAUUAUUUAUUGAUGCCUGUUGGUAAGAUACUCUUGUAGAUUUCCUUAAUAAAACAUAGAUAUGAAUCUCCUGAAGUUGUUAGGAUGUAAAAAAUUGAAAUUUAACUCUAUUUAUUGUUUGGUGUUGACUCGAUUGUGAUGUUUUCAUCCUCCUGAGAUAUUGAAUGUUAUGUAUUUACACCAUUCCUGUGUACAUUUGCAAUGCCAUUUUUAUGGCGUAACUAUAAUGGUAAUGUGGAAAAUAAAGAUUUACUGUAACAUA